CCUAUUUGACUACAUAUUUGUGGUGCUGUGCGCAAGGGCUUGUGGGUAGGUAGGUUUUGAAUAGGGAAGAUGGCAGCCGCGGCAGUGGUUGAGUUUCAGAGAGCUCAGUCUCUUAUUAGUACGGAUCGAAACGCUUCUAUCGAUAUUUUACAUUCAAUAGUCAGGCGAGAUGUUCAGCAGGAUGAUGAAGAGGCAGUACGUGUCAAAGAGCAGAGCAUCCUGGAGCUUGGCACUCUCCUGGCUAAGACAGGACAAGCUGCAGAGCUUGGAGGGCUCCUGAAGUUUGUCAGACCUUUCCUGAUCUCCAUAAGCAAGGCAAAGGCGGCACGACUGGUGCGCUCUCUGUUGGAUCUUUUCCUGGAUAUGGAGGCAGCCACAGGACAGGAGGUUGAGCUGUGUCUGGAAUGCAUUGAGUGGGCCAAAGCUGAGAAGAGAACAUUCCUCCGACAGGCUCUUGAGGCUCGUUUGAUCUCACUUUAUUUCGACACUAAGCGGUACCAGGAGGCUUUGCAGUUGGGCUCCCAGUUACUCCAGGAGCUAAAGAAGAUGGAUGACAAAGCUUUACUUGUGGAAGUCCAGCUGCUUGAGAGUAAAACCUAUCAUGCGCUCAGUAACCUGCCCAAGGCCAGAGCUGCCCUUACCUCUGCCAGGACCACAGCCAAUGCCAUCUACUGUCCACCCAAACUUCAGGCAGCUUUGGACAUGCAAUCAGGCAUUAUCCAUGCUGCUGAAGAGAAGGAUUGGAAGACAGCAUAUUCUUACUUCUUUGAGGCUUUUGAAGGCUAUGAUUCCAUCGACAGUCCCAGGGCCAUCACUGCGCUGAAAUACAUGCUUCUCUGCAAAAUCAUGCUCAACUCGCCGGAGGAAGUCCAAGCCUUGAUCAGUGGCAAACUGGCCUUGCGUUAUGCCGGGAGACAAACAGAUGCACUAAAGUGUGUAGCGCAAGCCAGCAAGAACAGAUCAUUAGCAGACUUUGAAAAGGCGCUGACUGAGUACACGAAAGAGCUGAGAGAUGAUCCCAUCAUCAACACACACCUGGCCAAACUCUAUGACAACCUUCUGGAGCAGAACCUUAUCCGGGUCAUUGAGCCCUUCUCCAGAGUACAGAUAACACACAUAUCAGAUCUCAUCAAACUCUCAAAGGGUGAUGUUGAGAGAAAGCUGUCGCAAAUGAUCCUGGACAAGAAAUUUCAUGGCAUCCUUGACCAAGGUGAGGGAGUCCUGAUCAUAUUCGAGGAGCCUCCUGUUGAUAAGACCUAUGAGGCAGCCCUCGAAACCAUCCAGAACAUGAGCAAAGUUGUGGACUCACUGUACAACAAAGCUAAGAAGUUGACAUAGAACAAACACAAAAGGAUGCUGCUCUGCAGAGUGGAUGUGUGUGAGUGUAUGUCUGCAUGUGUGUGUGGCCAACAUGUGGAACCUUUUUUUGUCAAGGCGAGAAGGGACAAUAUAGAGUAAGAAUCACAAAUUUCAACGGGAUUCACUUGUUCCAACUGAGUUUUUAACUCCUCUUUCAAUGGACAAUUUCAUCCUUCUCUUCUUAAUUUUGAUGGUUUUUUCCUCCCCGAUGUAUCUCUCAUCGGCCAACAUGGCCAUCAGGGAAUAUUGUACAACUACAAUAAAGUCUCAUAAAGUCACCGUAUAGCAUUGUAUAACUCUUCUACGGUUUAAGUUACAGCCUCUUAAGGUGCAAUACUGACCUCACUGUGGGUAAAGGGGGAACUGUGGGUAACUGUGGCUGUCUCCAUUAGUCCUCAUGGGAACAUAUAUUAUCCUGCGUGCAGGAAGAUACCAUUAGGAAGUGACAUAACCAGGCAUUUAUUACAUUUGCAUGGUUAGGGCCUUAGAUAGUUCUGUAGCAAGCACAGUUGCCAGCAGUCAGACAGUCUCAGCCAUUUUGUUCAGAUUAUGUAUUAUACAGUUUAACAUUUGCUCUGGCAGUAUACUUUUCAUUAUACACAUUGUCUUUAAAAUCUAUAAACAUGUUUGCUGUAUUAAGCACCCUAGAGUUGUCCUGUUAUGAAAAAAGCAUUACAAAUGCUAACGUUUGACUGCAGUAGAAAUAAAUUUCUUUUUAUUCCACUGAA
Molecule: messenger RNA, 2087 nt
Organism: Pangasianodon hypophthalmus (striped catfish)
Lineage: Eukaryota; Metazoa; Chordata; Actinopteri; Siluriformes; Pangasiidae
Gene: psmd11b
Product: proteasome 26S subunit, non-ATPase 11b
Exons: 13
Coding region: 70-1338 (422 amino acids)
Biological process (GO): ubiquitin-dependent protein catabolic process
Cellular component (GO): proteasome regulatory particle, lid subcomplex
Molecular function (GO): protein binding; structural molecule activity
Source: RefSeq, a predicted model, not a curated record